Ostrea edulis (European flat oyster) is the source of this 1687-nucleotide messenger RNA. RefSeq names its product 2-(3-amino-3-carboxypropyl)histidine synthase subunit 2-like. The record is from RefSeq and is a predicted model, not a curated record. The transcript has 7 exons. Bases 178 to 1656 code for a protein of 492 amino acids. Gene Ontology annotation, molecular function: 2-(3-amino-3-carboxypropyl)histidine synthase activity. Lineage: Eukaryota; Metazoa; Mollusca; Bivalvia; Ostreida; Ostreidae. Gene Ontology annotation, biological process: protein histidyl modification to diphthamide.
AGCUUUAAUAAGUGGGUUCGGAUAAAACUAGGAAGUCACUGCAAAAGAUAUCAACACGAGUCAGCAGAUGGCGUUCAAAACUUUUUUUUUAUUUUUACCUAAACUAUAAAGAUACCAAUAGUGAUUUUUACUAGUCAGUUUGGAUACAAAGUUGAUCUACCAACAUAGGGGAAAAAAAUGUCAGCCUUUAGCACAGCAGAUGAGACGGUCAUCCAUAGACAAAUUGAUGCCCCUCUGCAUUCAUCCACAGAGGGGAGUGUUAUAGAGACGGUAUACGAAAUCGGAAGAUGUGCCAACUGGAUAAAUAGUCACUGUUAUGAGAAGGUUGCACUCCAGUUUCCAGAUGAGAUCAUGAGAGAUGCCACUCAAGUUGCUGAAAGAUUAGAAAAAGCAACCAGUAAAAAAAUAGCAGUUUUGGGGGACACUUCGUAUGGAAGUUGUUGUGUGGAUGAAGUGGCAGCAGAACACUUUAAAGCAGACAGCAUCAUUCACUUUGGUCAUGCAUGCUUGAGUCCCACCAAUCGCCUUCCAGUCCUCUACAUAUUUGGUCAUAAGGAGAUCGAUGUACCAGAUUGUGUGGAGAAGUUUAACAGUUUGUAUUCAGCAGAAGAUAAUGUGGUUCUGAUAUAUGAAACAGAAUAUGACUAUGUUGCAGAUACACUAUCUAACCAACUGACUUCAGCUUUCAAGAAUCUGACAUUGUCGAGGUUAGAUGUUCCAGUCUCAGUAGACACUAGUGUUGGUCAAGAGAUCAAUGCUGCAUCACAUAGCACAGACUGUGUAGGAUUUCAGAGUCCUAGGACAGCAUUCCGGAAGUGUGGGAGAUUAUUCCCCAACAUGUGUGAACAGGACUUUGAUGAAUCCAGGAAAAUAUUUUAUAUUGGGGAGGAGAGUUUGGCAUUAUCAAACUUAAUGAUGACAUUCAACAAGUGUUCGUUCUGUUGUUAUAAUCCAUCCAGAAUGGAAGUCGUCAAAGAAAAUGUCAGGAGCAACAAGGCAUUGAUGAAGCGCUUUCACAUGGUAGAGAAGGCGAAAGAUGCCAGGAUUGUGGGUAUAGUGGCAGGCACAUUGGGAGUGGUAAACUACUUAAACAUCAUCAACAGGCUCAAGGAUAUGAUUAAGAGAGCCGGGAAGAAGAGCUAUACUUUUGUGGUGGGCAAGCUUAAUGUUCCCAAAUUGGCCAACUUUAUGGAGAUUGAUGUGUUUGUUUUGGUGGCAUGUCCUGAUAACAGCCUCCUAGACAGUUCAGAAUUCUAUAAGCCUGUUGUGACACCAUUUGAGAUGGAACUUGCCUGUAACAGUAAUUUUGAAUGGGAUGGGAGUUAUGUCACAAACUUUACUGAUCUAUUACCAGGAGGGUCAUCUUAUCGAGAGCUGGUGGUUCCUGAUGAAGUGACAGAUGUAUCCCUCAUUACUGGAAAGAUGAGAACUAUUGGCUUAUCCAAAGACCAACCAGAGACUGUUUCCUCAGUUGUUCUCCGUAGUCAAGCUCUUAGUGUGUCCACACUACCAGCAGAGUCAGCAGGGGAGUACCUAUCAAACAGAUCCUGGCAAGGCUUGGAUCAACAGCUGGGAGAGACCCUGGUGGUGGACGCAGUGGAGGGCCAGUUUGGAAUAGCUGCCGAAUACAUAGAAAAACCUACAAAUAAAGACUAGAAAAACCUUCGAAUAAAGACUAGAAAAUUGU